Molecule: messenger RNA, 1086 nt
Organism: Vollenhovia emeryi
Lineage: Eukaryota; Metazoa; Arthropoda; Insecta; Hymenoptera; Formicidae
Exons: 1
Coding region: 1-1086 (361 amino acids)
Biological process (GO): DNA integration
Molecular function (GO): nucleic acid binding
Source: RefSeq, a predicted model, not a curated record
AUGGCCGCUGUCAGACAGCGUUUUUGGCCACUUUCCCUUCGUUCCGCCGUACGAAAAAUUGUUAGAAAUUGUGUGAUAUGCUUCAAGGCCAGACCGAUUCAGUCGGAGGCUUUAAUGGGCUCGUUGCCGAGCAGCCGCGUCACCGUAUCAAGGCCAUUCUCGCAGUGCGGCGUGGAUUACGCCGGCCCGAUCAUUUUAAGGGAAGGAAAACGACGCAACGCCCGCAACCACAAGGCGUACAUUUCGAUUUUCGUAUGUUUCGCAACGAAAGGUGUUCACAUCGAAUUGGUGAGCGAUUUAACCUCCGAGAGUUUCGUGGCGGCGUUGCGGCGUUUAAUUUCCCGAAGAGGCAAGCCCUCUUGUAUAUAUUCCGACAAUGGCACCGCCUUCGUCGGGGCCUACAAGCAGCUUAAGGAAUUUUAUGAAUUCCUGAGCGAUACUCAAACGCAGAGCGAUGUACAGCAAUUCCUUCGCGAACAACAAACGACGUGGAAUUUUAUUCCCCCGAACGCGCCGCAUUUUGGCGGCCUAUGGGAAGCCGCUGUAAAGUCAGCCAAGUACCACAUGUCGCGAAUCAUCGGUAAGGCCCAUUUGACCUUCGAAGAAAUGUCGACAGUGCUGUGCGAGGUGGAGGCGAUUCUCAAUUCCCGGCCACUCACGCAGCUGAGCUCUGAUUCAAACGACUUGGCAUAUCUUAGUCCAGGGCAUUUUCUAAUCGGUGCCCCGCUCAACAGCAUUCCUUGCCACAAUGUGCAGGACAUAAAUGAAAACCGGCUAACGCGCUGGCAGAGAGUGGAGCAAAUACGCCAGCAUUUUUGGCAAAGAUGGAGUAAUGAAUAUCUCCACUCCCUGCAGGAGCGAACCAAAUGGAGACUCAAUAAGGGCAUGCAGUUGAAACCGAACCAACUGGUGCUCAUUCGACAACAAGGCUUGGCUCCUUUACAGUGGCUCCUAGGUAGAGUGCAGGAAGUGCACACCGGUUCCGAUGGCGUCACGCGCGCCGCUACCGUCCGUACGGCCAAGGGGUCAUUAACAAGACUCUUGUCCAAACUAGCGAUAUUACCGAUAGACGUAGAUAUAGAUUAA